Molecule: messenger RNA, 939 nt
Organism: Phyllostomus hastatus (greater spear-nosed bat)
Lineage: Eukaryota; Metazoa; Chordata; Mammalia; Chiroptera; Phyllostomidae
Product: olfactory receptor 4F3/4F16/4F29-like
Exons: 1
Coding region: 1-939 (312 amino acids)
Biological process (GO): G protein-coupled receptor signaling pathway
Cellular component (GO): membrane
Molecular function (GO): G protein-coupled receptor activity; olfactory receptor activity
Source: RefSeq, a predicted model, not a curated record
AUGGAUGGAGGGAAUCACUCAGUUGUGUCUGAGUUUGUGUUUCUGGGACUCACCCAUUCAUGGGAGAUCCAGCUUGUCCUCCUGGUGUUUUCCUCUGUGCUCUAUGUGGCAAGCAUGACUGGAAACAUCCUCAUUGUGUUUUCUGUGACCAUUGAUGCUCACUUACACUCCCCCAUGUACUUUUUCUUAGCCAACCUCUCCUUCAUUGACUUAGGAGCCUGCUCUGUUGCCUCACCAAAGAUGAUUUAUGACCUUUACAGAGAGCAUAAAGUCAUCUCUUUUGGAGGCUGCAUUGCUCAGAUCUUCUUCAUCCACGUCAUUGUUGGGGUAGAGAUGGUGCUGCUCAUGGCUAUGGCCUUUGACAGAUAUGUGGCCAUAUGCAAGCCUCUCUACUACCUGACCAUCAUGAGCCAGAGAGUGUGCAUUUUGUUUAUAGUUGCUGCUUGGACUCUUAGCAUCACUCAUUCACUGUUCCAACUAGCAUUCAUUGUUAAUUUGCCCUUCUGUGGUCCUAAUGAAUUGGAUAGCUUUUACUGUGACCUUCCUCGGCUCCUCAGACUGGCCUGUACAGAUACCAACAGAUUGCAGUUCAUGGUCACUGCCAAUAGUGGGUUUAUCUGUGUUGGUUCCUUCUUAAUACUCCUCAUUUCCUAUAUCUUCAUCGUAUUUACUGUUUGGAAACAUUCUUCAAGUGGUUCAUCCAAGGCUCUCCCCACUCUGUCAGCUCACAUCACUGUGGUCCUUUUGUUCUUUAUCCCAACCAUGUUUAUCUAUACAUGGCCACACCCCAAUUCACAGAUGGACAAGUUUCUUGCACUGUCUGAUGCUGUGCUCACUCCUUUUUUAAAUCCAGUCAUCUACACAUUUAGGAAUAAAGAGAUGAAGGCAGCAAUGAAGAGAGUAUGCAAAAACUUAACUAUUUACAGAAAAAUCUCUUAA